GGCAGCGCCUGGCCGCUUCUCCUCGGCUCCCCGCGGGCGGCGGCGAUCUAACUUUUGACACCGAGACGGCCGAGUCGCGCGCGGGCUAUCUCAGGCCGACGGCUGUGGCGGCGGCCGACCCUCGAGGGCUCCUCCGUCGCUCCCCGGCGCCCCGGGCCGGGCGGCCACGAGGCCCCGCUGUGUCCUAGGGCGCUCGCCGGCCCGGAGGGAGGCUGCAGCCAUGUCGCGAGGUCCGGAGGAGGUGAACCGGCUCACGGAGAGCACCUACCGGAAUGUUAUGGAGCAGUUCAAUCCUGGACUACGAAAUUUAAUCAACCUAGGAAAAAAUUAUGAAAAAGCUGUUAAUGCUAUGAUCCUGGCCGGAAAAGCCUACUACGAUGGAGUAGCCAAGAUUGGGGACAUGGCCACCGGGUCCCCUGUGUCGACUGAACUGGGCCACGUCCUCAUCGAGAUUGCCAGCACCCACAAGAAGCUCAACGAGAGCCUCGAAGAGAACUUCCGAAAGUUCCAUAAGGAGAUCAUCCAUGAGCUGGAGAAGAAGACGGAGCUGGAUGUGAAGUACAUGAACGCCACGCUCAAACGCUACCAAACAGAACACAAGAGCAAGUUGGAUUCCCUGGAGAAGUCCCAGGCCGAGCUGAAGAAGAUACGGAGGAAAAGUCAAGGGGGCCGCAAUGCCCUAAAAUAUGAGCACAAAGAAAUUGAGUAUGUGGAGACAGUCACCUCCCGCCAGAGCGACAUCCAGAAGUUCAUCGCUGAUGGCUGCAGAGAGGCCCUGCUGGAGGAGAAGCGGCGCUUCUGCUUCCUGGUGGAUAAGCACUGUAGCUUCACGGACCACAUCCACCACUAUCAUGUGAAGUCUGCAGAAUUACUGAGUUCCAAACUGCCCAGGUGGCAUGAAACCUGCUGUGAUGCCACCAAAGUGCCAGAGAAAAUCAUGAACAUGAUCGAAGAGAUAAGGACCCCGAUCUCCACCCCCACAUCCAUGACGCCCCAGCCGUCGCCCAUGAUCGAGAGAAGCAACGUGGUCGGGAAGGACUAUGACACGCUUUCAAAAUACUCACCAAAGAUGCCCCCCGCUCCCUCAGCCAAAGCCUACACCAGCCCCCUGAUUGAUAUGUUCAAUAAUCCAGCCACAGGGGCGCAGACGUUAGAAAGGACAAAUCACUCAAAAGGCCACGCCCCUGUAACAGACUCAUCUGAGGACCCCAGCUUACAGCGGUCGGUGUCCGUCGCCACUGGCCUGAACCUGAUGAAGAAGCAGAAGGUGAAGACCAUCUUCCCUCACACGGCUGGCACCAACAAGACUCUGCUGAGUUUCGCGCAGGGAGACGUCAUCACGCUGCUUGUCCCUGAGGAGAAGGAUGGCUGGCUCUACGGGGAGCACGACACCACCAGAGCGAGGGGGUGGUUCCCGUCCUCGUACACCAAGCUGCUGGAGGACAGCGCCGAGGAGGCCACCACUGCGCCUGCGCCCAGCGCGGCCCCGGUGAGGAGCGUCAGCACGGUGGACCUGACCGAGAAGGGCAGCGUGGCCAUCCCGCCUCCUGACUACCUGCAGUGCCAGCCCACGCCGGACCCUGCCAAGAACACCUCCACCUUCAGAGCCCCGUCCAGACCGGACAGCGCCACGCCUAGUGAUGCAAAUGGGACUGCCAAGCCGCCUUUCCUCAGUGGAGAGAACCCCUUUGCUACUGUGAAGCUCCGGCCUACGGUGACAAAUGACCGUUCAGCGCCCCUCAUUCGCUGAAGCUCACCUGCGAAGAGGGCCUUCCAUGCACGGCUCCACCAGGGGGCGCUCACUUCCCCACAGACAGAUGCAUUUUCUCCAUUUUACCUGGCUGGGUUUAUACAUUUCUCUUUAAGAUAAAUGAAUCAUAGUUUAGCCACCAGCUCAAUCAAAAUAUUUCCUUCCUAUUAUUCUAUUCAAAAAAAAUUGAGUUCCAGUUCUUCCUGUAGCUUUUAUUUUUGUAUCUUUAGUUAACAGCUAGAAUAAAGGACACAUGUUGUGCUUUGUGAGGAGCUCUCUGGGCGACUACCUGUAGAAAUGGGGGUUUGCUUCGAAAAGCAUGAGCUGUUAACUAGCAUCGGGGUGUUAAAAUGCUGUGUAAGUGUGUGGCUAAGCAUGCAGAUCAUCACUUUUCAGCAAUAUAAAUUAUGAGACGUGAUAUUAAAUGUGAAAUUUUUUUAACUUA
Molecule: messenger RNA, 2195 nt
Organism: Dipodomys spectabilis (banner-tailed kangaroo rat)
Lineage: Eukaryota; Metazoa; Chordata; Mammalia; Rodentia; Heteromyidae
Gene: Baiap2l1
Product: BAR/IMD domain containing adaptor protein 2 like 1
Exons: 14
Coding region: 221-1750 (509 amino acids)
Biological process (GO): positive regulation of actin filament polymerization; plasma membrane organization; actin filament bundle assembly
Cellular component (GO): nucleoplasm; cytosol
Molecular function (GO): protein binding
Source: RefSeq, a predicted model, not a curated record